UACCAUCUCUUUAACAAAGUGUAGAUCUAGAGAGUGACUUGCAGACUACUUAAGAAGUUUUAUAGAUAUUGGAUCUCUGCUUUGAUCCCUACAAGAAAACUUCUAACUGGAUUUUAUCCAAUUUCUUUACCUUAUUUGCAUUCUGCUUCUCCUACUGAUUCAAUGGCAAGAAUAGUAGACCCUCUUGUUGUGGGGAGAGUGAUAGGAGAUGUUCUUGAUUCUUUCUCUCCAACAAUCACAAUGUUUGUAAGUUACAAUAACAGGCAAGUCUGUAAUGGCCAUGAGCUUUUACCUUCCACAGUUUCCUUCAGACCUAGGGUUGAGAUUCAAGGAGGUGAUAUGAGAACUUUCUUUACACUGGUGAUGACAGACCCAGAUGUUCCUGGACCUAGUGAUCCUUACUUAAGGGAGCACCUGCACUGGCCAGUGGCAAACAUACCAGGAACAACAGAUGUCACAUUUGGGAGGGAACUGGUGAGUUAUGAGAUACCAAGGCCAAAUAUAGGCAUCCACAGAUUUGUUUUUGCUCUAUUCAGGCAGAAAGGUAGACAGAUAUUUAACCCACCUUCUUCAAGGGAUAACUUCAGCACUCGAAUUUUCGCUGCUGAAAACGAUCUCGGUCCUCCUGUUGCUGCCGUCUACUUCAACGCACAAAGAGAAACUGCAGCUAGAAGACGCUAACCAGAUCCCCACAUCCCCCAUUUUCGUCCAGUCUAUUUGGAAACCAGAAAAUAAAAAAUUACCCAUUUGUAAAUCUAAAUAACAUGCAGUAAUGGAGAAAAUUACCAUCUUUGUACCUGCAAUUCCGCCAUUGUACUAUGAAAAUCUUCUGGUUUUUGUUAAUUCAAUUUGAGAAUGAUUAUGAGACA
Molecule: messenger RNA, 869 nt
Organism: Mangifera indica (mango)
Lineage: Eukaryota; Viridiplantae; Streptophyta; Magnoliopsida; Sapindales; Anacardiaceae
Product: protein TERMINAL FLOWER 1
Exons: 4
Coding region: 163-681 (172 amino acids)
Biological process (GO): negative regulation of flower development; vegetative to reproductive phase transition of meristem
Cellular component (GO): nucleus; cytoplasm
Source: RefSeq, a predicted model, not a curated record